AGGGAGUCUCCACUUGGUGCAAAAAGCAGCUGAGCGGAGGAGGAGGAGGACGAGGCGGACGGCAUCACAAAGUUUGAGGUUGCAGCCGAGGAACCUCGCGCGGCAUCAGCACAGAUGUGUUUGGCCCCUUCUGGUGUGUGAGGCUUUCUGACCUGGCGGUCCCAUUCUCCAGCCCACCCUAAGCUGAAUAAUGUAAUCAGCUGCACUGACUGCCUUCACUUCAGCAAGGUGCCGAGUGAAUUUGAGCUGCUGUAACUCAUCCACGGCUGACGUCAUGUCUACACAGGACGUCACCUGGAGUCCAUUCUAAGACUCGGCUAUUGGACUCGCCUUUUAUGAAUGAACUUCACACAUCUGUUAGACUCACACUCGUUAUUUUCCACCUCUUGUUGCCUCACCAUUAGUCACUUUUUUAUGUGUGUGCGUGUGUGUGUGUGUGUGUGUGUGUGCGGGACUCAUCCCAAAGGGAAAUGGUGAGAAGAACUUCUCUGGACACUUGACGUGUCUGACCCACUUGUCAAUCUGUAUCUUGGUAGGCAGUUGGAGGACUUUUGUAUUUGCUUGGGAAUUACUGUUAGCUUUCUUUUUUUUUUCUUUUCUUUUUUUUUUUGUAUUGAUGCACCCACUGAAGAAGACAGUAGGAAAACCUUAUCAGCAUCACUGAACUGACAUCCAAACAUUGCUCUACCCAAUUGCUUCUCUUUCCUAAUCAGCGCCGUAUCAGUUCCCAGGACAUUGACCUUGCCUUGCUGUGACUUCCUGUCUUGUCUGAUUAUUCCCCUAAAAAUACCUGGGGGGUUCACUGCAGACGGAUUUGCAAUUUCCUUUCUUAAGUAAGUCCUUAUUAAUAUAAAAGAAUGUGGCAGGUUGUCACAUCAGAUUAGGAAGACAGUUGUCACUCCGACUGACCUACAUUUAUCUAAAUAAACCAGAGUAAACACUGCUCUGGAGGUCGUUCAAUCGUAUACGCAAUCUCUGAUUUAUACUCCAAGAGAGAUUUAAAAAACACAAUCAGUUGCUCAUGAACACCUUUCCUUCCUUCUCCUCACCACCCCCCAAUACACCAACUAUCCAGUCGGUGUGCAAACCGUGCCUCCGGGCCCCGUGGGGGAUGAGCGAUGGGCCCACGCUUGACUACGAGAUGCUGCUGUCCCCGGCCGGUUCUUCCCUCCCCGGCAGCGCUGGCGGCGGCGGCAGCAGCAGCAGCCCCCCGCUGGCUCUGGUCGGGGUGGACGCUGAGCAGCGCACCGCUUUGGCCUUCGUGGGCCUCCUCAUGCUCUUCUUGGUCUUCCUGCUGGUCAGGUGCUUCAGGAUCCUGCUGGACCCCUACAGUCGCAUGCCUGCAUCAUCCUGGACUGACCACAAGGAGGGGCUGGAAAGGGGUCAAUUUGAUUACGCAUUGGUGUAGGAGGGGCUCAAAGGGUAACAAUGCACAUGGGUACCAUCUGUCGGAGCUUUGAUUUGAAAUCUAAAUGUCGACAUUGAAUCAUAUUAUGAACACUCUCAAGCAGUUGUUUUUUUUUUUUGGGGGGGGCGGGGGUGUUCACUUAAAAGCCUGAUUUUGGGUGACGUGUGUUUGUGUUAAGUGUGAGGCAUACCGUGACUGCACUCACGCAGACCAGCAGGAACACAAAAAGCCAAAAUAAUGAAGCUGCACAGCUGCCUUAAUCUGACCUGUUGUACUAGCUUGACAGCAUACAGCACAGCAUCACUUUAGCAAAAUACAAAUUUAUCAAUUCAUUUUCAUCUUCACACAAAUCUUUUCAAGUGUGGGACAGUGAGAAUAGAGAACAGCUAAAUGUAAAAAUACUGAAUGACUUCCAAUUUCCAAGUUCCAAUAAUAAUAAUAAUAAUAAAAUACUCUUAAUAUAGAAAAUGUAGCGUCAAUUAAGGAUGUUAAUGUCAAGGGGCACUUAAGGCAUGUUACAUUGUUUUACAAGGUCACACCGUACAGUGGAGUAAAGAAAAAAAAAACAUGCGGUUUUUCUCAGCCCAGUGAGUGUGCAUGGAUGUGAAACAUUUGCAGCACUUGGCUGGUUCCUAUGUGUGCAGACACACAGGAGCAGAGCAAGGUGGUGAAAAAUGUGAAUACAUCACCCAAUGAUGAUUUGUCAAUGGGCUGCUAAAAUUGGCCCGAUUAAUCAAUGGGGGGGAUAAAAGUGGGUUUCAGUAAAAGAGAACUGAAUAGUUGCAAGAUUAAACCACUUUUGCAACAUUUCUUUUAGGUUGGUAAAAUAACUUGCAUUCUUAAUACAUAUUUUUUUAUUUUGAUUUUAUUUCUAAUUGCAUUGAGGGCAGAACAGUGUGGUCAGUUGGAACGCCUUGGCCUCACAGUUCUGAGGUCCCGGGUUCAAUCCCAGACCCGCCUGGGUUUCUCCAGGCACUCCGGUUUCCUCCCACAUCACCAAAACAUGCAACAUUAAUUGGACACUCUAAUUGUGAGUGCGGCUGUUUGUCUCUAUGUGCCCUGUGAUUGGCUGGCAACUAGUUCAGCGUGCCCGUUGGCAGCUGGCCUAGGCUCCAGCACUCCCGCAACCCUUGUGAGGAUAAGUGGCUAAGAAAAUGGAUGGAUGGAUAAUUGCAUUGAUCAAGUAUUCAGCCAGCAGACGUGAGUUCCAUCCUCCAAGCCAGGACUCCUUUUGUGGCGGCAUCGCUUCAGGUAUGACAGGAAAAGAAGACACACAAUAAUAUAAUAUCAUUCAUCUUGAUUCUCACUGAACUGAAUUCUAAAAAGAUGGACAGGCUCUCUCUCUAUAUAUAAAUUAACCUGUUUUGAUUUUCUGCAUUGCUUAUCCUCAAUACGGUCUCAUGAGGUCGGACUUGGGAACCAUGCCGCAAUCUGCCCCUCCACUGAAAGCUGCUGAUUUAAGGUUUACAUUUGGACAGCAAACAUCAGUUCACGCUGCUAACACGGGCAAAGAUGGCGAGUUUACACUGAAGCAGUGGGCCCUUUAAUUCAUCAAAAGCUGUUCCAAAGCGUUCAUUAUUUAUCUGCUCAUCGAGGAUUGCACAUGCUACCUUUUUUUGCGUGUGCUAAUUGUGUUUAUAGAUGUCAAUCCUUGACUAGCACCGCAACUUCAAAUGUUUUCAAAGCCACAGCAGGUAGUUGAUGUCUCCUUGAAUUCUUAUGAGUGUUAUGUGUUUGUGUCUAUAACUUGACAAGCCAUAUUGAUCCAAUAUAAAUAUCUAAUCUCUUACUCGCAAGUACGUUUGUGUUAUAUUUUUUUCUUUUUCAUUUGCCUGCCAAGUGUGGUGAUAAAGCAAAAGCAAUCUUUAGCUCAAACAUUGCUUUAUUUUUCUAAUCUUGACUCGAGUUUUGGAGUCUCCUUUUUGCUAUCUGCCCGUCCUUCCCGAUGAUGUAAAAGUGCACUGUAUAUUUUGAGAGUAGUGACUCAGCCAUGUCGUUUUUUG
Syngnathoides biaculeatus (alligator pipefish) is the source of this 3411-nucleotide messenger RNA. RefSeq names its product cortexin-1-like. The record is from RefSeq and is a predicted model, not a curated record. Bases 1022 to 1408 code for a protein of 128 amino acids. Lineage: Eukaryota; Metazoa; Chordata; Actinopteri; Syngnathiformes; Syngnathidae. The transcript has 3 exons.